Molecule: messenger RNA, 2047 nt
Organism: Arabidopsis lyrata subsp. lyrata
Lineage: Eukaryota; Viridiplantae; Streptophyta; Magnoliopsida; Brassicales; Brassicaceae
Product: splicing factor U2AF-associated protein 2
Exons: 15
Coding region: 219-1778 (519 amino acids)
Biological process (GO): mRNA splicing, via spliceosome
Cellular component (GO): U2 snRNP; U2-type spliceosomal complex
Molecular function (GO): RNA binding
Source: RefSeq, a predicted model, not a curated record
UAAUAAUUAUUGUAAGCUGGGCCUAAUGGGCCGUAUAUUGGUUCAUGUUUAUCCGAGACAAGGAUAAGAUUACCUCUGUAUCCAAACAAGGUCAGGGUCCUCUACCGUCUUCCUCCUGCUUCCGCCAUUCUUCGUCGUCUCUCGAACGCGUCACUCUUUUAGUCGGUUUUGUCGUUUACAGUAAUUUGCGAUUUUUUGAAGGUUAACGAGAAACAAAAAUGUCCGACUCUGAUAAUCUACAGCUUCCACCAUCAGCGACAGGGGCAACAGUUGCAGCUACUGAUCUUGGUUGGUACAUUCUUGGUGAAAAUCAGCAGAACCUGGGCCCAUAUACUGUCUCUGAGCUAUGUGACCAUUUCAGGAAUGGUUACCUACUAGAAACUACCCUUGUCUGGGCUGAAGGAAGAAGCGAAUGGCAACCACUAUCUGCCAUUCCCGAGUUGAUGUCAAGGAUAUCCGGAGCUGAGAUUGUCUAUCCGGCUGUAGGUGCAUCUGGGUUGGUAAAUGGAUCUAAUGCUGGAACCGAGCAAGAGAAGCAAGAUUAUACUGCCUCUGCUAGUACUGAGGAUGAAUUUGAGAAAUGGCAGAGAGAGAUUAAAGAAGCAGAAGAGGAGGCUGAAAGGUUGAAAAAUGGUUCUGUCUCUGGUACUGAGCUUGUCGAAGAUGAUCAUGAAAGGGCUUCUUCACCACCUGAGGGCGAAGAUGAGUUCACAGAUGAUGAUGGAACGAGAUAUAAAUGGGACAGAGCUCGUAGAGUAUGGGUUCCUCAGGACGAUCCACCACUGGGUAGCGUUGACCCGUAUGGACUCGAAGAGAUGACCUUUGCUAAGGAAGACGAAGUAUUUCCAACAAUUAACAUUCUUGAUACUUCUGUUGAUAAGAAGGAUGCCGCUAAGGAUGAUGUGGCUGGUAAGAAAGAAGAAGAUGGCUCUGAUGAAACAGCUGAAAUAAACAGUAACGGCAAGAGAAAGCUACCAGAGCCAGAAACUGAAAAGAAGGAACCAAACAAGCCUCCAGAUUCGUGGUUUGAGUUAAAAGUCAACCCACAUAUUUAUGUUACUGGGUUGCCCGAUGAUGUCACCCUCGAGGAAGUAGCUGAAGUUUUUUCUAAAUGCGGCAUAAUUAAGGAGGAUGAAACUGGCAAGCCUCGGAUAAAGCUUUACAGUGACAAGGGGACAGGAAAAUUAAAAGGCGAUGCUCUUAUCACGUAUAUGAAGGAGCCCUCAGUGGAUCUGGCAAUUAAAAUCUUAGAUGGGGCUCCGUUACGUCCUGCUGACAAGCUCCUCAUGUCAGUUUCUCGAGCUAAGUUUGAGCAGAAAGGGGAGAGAUUCAUAACCAAGCAAACCGACAACAAGAAGAAAAAGAAGCUUAAAAAGGUCGAGCAAAAGUUGCUUGGAUGGGGUGGUACAGAUGAUGCUAAGGUCUCAAUACCUGCAACGGUUGUUCUGCGCUACAUGUUCAGUCCAGCUGAGUUGAGGACUGAUGAGGAUCUGGUUGCUGAGUUAGAGGAAGAUGUGAAAGAGGAGAGUUUGAAGCAUGGACCGUUUGACUCAGUGAAGGUCUGUGAGCAUCAUCCACAGGGAGUUGUUCUUGUAAGAUUCAAGGAUCGGAGAGAUGCACAGAAAUGUAUAGAAGCAAUGAACGGUCGAUGGUAUGCAAAGAGACAGAUACAUGCGAGCCUCGAUGAUGGAUCAGUUAACCAUGCUACAGUUAGGGAUUUUGAUUUGGAAGCCGAACGGUUAGAUCAGUUUUCAGCUGAACUCGAAGCUGAUGAGUAAAAACAAAAGCACAAUGAUCUAAAGCCGGGAAGAUUUUGGAUGAUUAUUCUGGGAAACUCAGGGUUCUGAUGUAAAUCAGUAGGCACAGACACAUCCGAAUCAGACCAAGGCAAACCAGAGGCCCGGUUUAAUCUAGUAGUAGUAUUUACCUGUAGUAAAAUUAACGAAUAAGACUGCACUUGCGAGUGUAUUUUGAUAUUCGUUUACUAAAAAACCUUUACUAAAAAAAUUUGAAAAAUCAUAAAAUUAAAAAGUUAUGCUUCACUAUA